UGAGAAAUAACUAAAUAGUAAAAAAAUAUCAAACUAGAAAUGAAACUUGCGACAGCUACUGUGGAAGCUGAAAAUCAAAGUAACAGAAAAUCUUAACUGGUAGAGAAAAUCUGAAAUGGACGGUGAUCACGUGCUAGAAUUAAUUAGUGUCUUUCACAUGGGACAAGUCGCCGGAGGAUCGUAUAUCCAGAAAAUCCUGGGAUCCGCUCCUAUGGGGAUUAUUUUAAAAGAUGUAACUUUUGAAGUUCACGCAGGAGAAGUUAUGGCAAUACUUGGCUCAAAAGGGAGUGGGAAGAAGACUCUACUGGAAGUAAUAGCUCGAAGAGCUAUGGGACUCACUCGUGGUCAGAUUCUCUUGAAUGACGUCCCAAUGUCCAUCCGACUGUUCCAAGAGCAGUGUGGCUAUGUUCCAAAAAAAUUGCCCUUUAUUCCUGGACUGACCGUCCUCCAAACUCUUACGUAUGCAGGAGAGUUGAGUAUUGGAUCCAAAGUCUCCAACUCUAUGAAAAGAAGCCGGGUUAAGCAAGUUAUGACAGACUUAGCCUUGAAUCAGGUAUCCAACAGAGAGGUCAGCACUCUCGCUACCAGUGAUUACCGACGUUUGGCCAUCGGGACGGAGCUAGUUAAAGAUCCUGUUCUUGUGCUCCUGGAUGAACCUACCUAUGAAGUGGAUCCUUUAAAUAGCUACUUCGUCAUAUCUAGCCUAUCCAAUCAUGCUAAAAAGUACAAACGCAUUGUUAUCAUCAACAUGGACCAACCAAGAUCAGACAUUUUUCCAUUUCUGGACCGAGUGACUUACCUGUGUCUUGGAGAUGUAGUGUACACAGGUAGCACGAGAAUGAUGAUGGAAUACUUCCGUAGUGUCGGUUUUCCAUGCCCUGACCGGGAAAAUCCGUUAACAUAUUAUCUGUGUUUGUCUACUGUGGAUCGUCGUACCAGAGAACGAUUCAUUGAAUCCAGUUCACAAAUUGCUGAUUUGGUGGAGAGAUUCAAAACGGUAGGCACUAAAUAUCGCAAGCUGUCAACGCAGAAAUCCGGAAUUUUGAAAAAUGGAGACAACCAAUGGAAGCUACCUUUGACAGCAUAUGGACAGCCAUCAGGAUGGAGGGUGUUCACGGCUCUUACUCGAAGAUCAUUUGCGUCAUUAUUUAACGUCAACAACAGCGCCUUCGAGCGCCUUACUCUCCACGUGGUGGCGCUGCCUGUUUUCUUCACCAUUCUCUACCUGUUGUAUUUUCCACUAGAAAAUACACAACAGAGUUACAUUUCACGAAAUGGUCUGCUGUUCAACUGUCUAGUCGGAAUGUCUCUCCUGGGAGCAGCAGUCACAGCACGGACCUAUGGCGCGCAUCGAACAAGAUACUACAACGAGUCUCGCCAAGGCAUGUAUCGAGGACCAUUGUUUAUACUUAGUCGUAUCGUUUGUAGUGUGCCUUUAAAUCUUAUGACAGUCUGGGCUGGGGCAACAAUAAUUUAUUCGGGAACACGUUUACGUCAAGACUGGGAUCGAUGGGCUGCUUUUUGCGGAGUGUUAUGGGCGGUUUUCACCUUCGCCGAGCAACAGACCAUCGCUUUAAUGAUAUUCAUCCGCAGCUCUUACACAGCCUUUCUUACCAGUACAUGUAUCUUGCUGGUAUACAUAAUACUUGCUAGUGGAACAGUCAGGACGAUGGCGGCAUUACCAGAUUGGCUGUAUUACUUAAGUUAUGGAGUGAUCUACCGUUAUGCAGGGGCUUUUCUGAACGAAAAUGAAUUUGACCAAAAUCCUUCGUUAGUGAAUGCACCAUCUAUUAAUAUGACUUCCGGUGCGUCACUUCCUUGCUUCAACAACAACGUUCCAGGUGAAUGUUACUGGUUGAACGGCACACACUACCUGUCCAUCAAGUACCACUUUCAAAGGGAAAGUUUCGAACAGUCUUUACAAUACUGGCUCAAUUUUGGAAUGUGUUACGUGUUCGUUGGGGGCAUGUGGCUCGUCAAUAUCAUCAUUUAUCUACUUCCGCUUCCGGCAUUUAUCAAGGUAAAGUUUCGCGACUAAAUAACGUAGUGACAUCUUCUGCCAGUCGGUUCCAAUCAAGCAUAAUUCAAACCUUAAUUAUUUGGGAAUUAUUUUUAAAAUAAAGGAACAAUAUUACUAAUCUCAGAGCUACAUCUGUGCAGUGUAACAUGAACUUCAAAAAUCUAUAGACAACAUUUUAAUGUGUUGUUAAAUCUACUGAAUUAUAAAAAACUACGUCCACUUACCUAGACAUCUUUUGUCAGUGUUAUUCACUAUUGAAUUACGUAAAACUACGUCCACUAACCUAGACAUCUUUUGUCAGUGUUGUUCACUCCAUUGAAAUAAAAUUACGUCCACUUACCUAGACAUCUUUUGUCCGUGUUGUUCACUCUGCUGAAUUACAGAAAACUACGUCCACUUGCCUAAACAUCUUUUGUCAGUGUUGUUCACUCCAUUGAAAUAUAAUUACGUCCACUUACCUAGACAUCUUUUGUAAGUGUUAUUCACUCUAUUCAAAUACAGAAGACUACGUUCACUUACAUAGACAUCUUUUGUCAGUGUUGUUCACUCUAAUGAAUUACGUAAAACUACGUUCACUUACCUAGACAUCUUUUGUUAGUUUUGUUCACUCUACUGAAUUACGUAAAACUACGUCCACUUGCCUAAACAUCUUUUGUCAGUGUUGUUCACUCCAUUGAAAUAUAAUUACGUCCACUUACCUAGACAUCUUUUGUGUUAUUCACUCUAUUCAAAUACAGAAGACUACGUUCACUUACAUAGACAUCUUUUGUCAGUGUUGUUCACUCUAAUGAAUUACAGAAAACUAGGUCCACUUACCUAGACACCUUUUGUCCGUUUUAUUCACUCUACUAACUUACAUAAAAUUAGGUCCACAUACCUAGACGUAUCUGUUAGUGUUGUUCAAUCUUAUCUGACGCAGAACACUUAAAGUGUUUCAAUUUUUAAAUAAAAAAGUCAUAGGUUAUACAUAUUAGUUGAACCUCUAGUGACGAAAAACAACCGAUUUCAAAGGUUACACCACGUUAUCCGUGGUUAAUUGGCCAGCUGGUUUAUUAAGCUGGAUCAGGACUUUCUUCUAAGGGAGGUGUUUCUAGUUUGUCAAGUUAAAAUACACCUUUUAUCACAAAAGAGUCCUACCCGUUGAAAUUUGUUACUCUCCCCUGUAAAACUAUUUCAAUAUUCUCAGUAAGUUUCAAGCCUGAUGAUAGGCGUUGUAAAUCGAUUGUCUUGAGAUUUGCACAAAUUUUAAUACCUUUGUGAUAAAUUACACAUACGUAAGAAAAUAGACUAUUACAAGAAUUGUGAGAAGUUACGCACUAUGUUCUAAUAUUUUUAUAAUAAAAUAUUCAUACGAAUUUACCAAAAAGUAGACUAUUAGAAGAACUGUGAAAGGUUGAACAAAGUUUAAUAUUUUUAUAUUAAAAUGAUUCAUAAGAAAUUAUCA
This is a messenger RNA of Limulus polyphemus (Atlantic horseshoe crab), 3464 nucleotides long. Its product is annotated as ATP-binding cassette sub-family G member 5-like. Gene Ontology annotation, cellular component: plasma membrane. The transcript is spliced from 11 exons. Bases 116 to 2038 code for a protein of 640 amino acids. Gene Ontology annotation, molecular function: ATP binding; ATP hydrolysis activity; ABC-type transporter activity. Lineage: Eukaryota; Metazoa; Arthropoda; Merostomata; Xiphosura; Limulidae. The record is from RefSeq and is a predicted model, not a curated record.